AUGGCGGAGGCCGGGCCGCAGCCCCCGGGGGGCGCCCCGAGCCGGCACGAGAAGAGCCUGGGGCUGCUCACCACCAAGUUCGUGUCGCUGCUGCAGGAGGCCAAGGACGGCGUGCUCGACCUCAAGCUGGCAGCAGAUACCUUGGCAGUGCGGCAGAAACGGCGAAUCUAUGACAUCACCAACGUACUGGAGGGCAUUGGGCUCAUUGAGAAGAAAUCCAAGAACAGUAUCCAGUGGAAAGGAGUGGGUCCUGGCUGCAACACUCGUGAGAUAGCCCACAAACUCAUCGAACUGAAGGCAGAGAUUGAAGAGCUGGAGCAGCGGGAGCAGGAGCUGGAGCAGCAGAAGAUGUGGGUCCAACAGAGCAUCAAAAAUGUCACAGAAGAUGUGCAGAAUAAUCGAUUAGCCUAUGUGACCCAUGAAGAUAUCUGCAAGUGCUUCACAGGAGACACCCUCCUGGCAAUUCGAGCUCCAUCAGGCACUCGGUUAGAGGUUCCCAUUCCUGAGGGCCUGAAUGGACAGACAAAAUAUCAGAUCCAUCUGAAAAGCACAAGCGGUCCAAUUGAUGUCCUCCUCGUGAACAAAGAUGCAUGGAGCUCCCCUCCUGUAGUGCUACCUGUCCCUCCCCCUGAAGACCUCAUCCAGUGCCAGCCAGCUGUGCCCUCUAAACCCCCAGUACCACCUCUUGCCCACUUCCAGGAAGCAUCCGUUCCCAGCAGCACACAGCCGUCCACCCCCACACCCACCAGCACUCAGGACCAUAGUCCUGCUACACAGAAAACUACAAGCACAGAAUGCAGCAUCUCAGUAUCAGAGUCCAAGAGCAGCAGCGACUUCGAUCAACUCAGCUCAGUAUCUGCAUCAGCCACUCGGACAGCUGCGUUAGAUACUCAGCCGCUCCAGUCAUCUGCCUCACUGGACAGCAGCUCCAUCCUGCCCAACCCCUCUACCUCCUUUGAGCCAAUCAAACCUGAUCCCACAGAAAUACUGGAACUUCCCAAAGAGCUAUCAGAGAUGUUUGAUCCAACAAGAGAAUGUAUGAACUCUGAACUGCUGGAAGAGCUAAUGUCAUCUGAAGUGUUUGCUCCUUUGCUUCGCCUCUCCCCACCUCCUGGAGACCAUGACUACAUUUACAACCUGGAUGAGAGUGAAGGUGUCUGUGACCUCUUUGAUGUGCCUGUCCUCAACCUCUGACUUGUCAGCAUGGCUGUGGGCCUCAUGAACACAGACUGUUUAUAACUGCCUUUGGAAAGUAUCUAUUUUUGGAUUCCUGUUGUGCUAGUGCUUGAUGAGUGAAUGGUUCGAAGAGAUGCUCUUGUCUGGACUAGAACCAAGGGACACGGACUUGAAGACAGGAGCCUCUCUAGCUUCUCUCUUCCUGUGUUGCACAUGCAAGGUCUUUUGAUUUUCCUCACCCUGCUGCAUAUCUGUCUCUCCACUGGAUCCUGGACCUCACUCCAAAAGGGUCUGUGUUUGAAUCUUCCCAGUACACCUGUAGAGAUUGUCCAUGUGCCUCUCAGAGCUUCCUCAAAUCUACAUGCCUUGUAUUUCCUGCACUCCCAGAGGCACUUUGUAUCUCCUAAGUACCAGCUGCUAUAAGGAGUCUUAAUAGUAUGGUCAGUUCACAAGCCCAGAGGUAGCUAGCUAGAUCUUUUAACUUGAGCAGUCUCGUCCCUUCUGCCCUCUCUGAUUACAGCGGCUGUAAACAGUGACAUCAUGGGAUCUCUAUCUGGUGACUCCAGGUCUACCUAGUUUGUUUUACGAGUAAAAAGCACUUUGUAACUGCCAGCUGUGUUCCUCCUGGGGUCCAGGAGUUGCUCAUGCAUCGCCACUCAGUAAGGUGGUUCCGCAGUCUGACUUGUUAAUGUUGCUGAUGCACAAGCUUAAAGAGUGUCCCGCUCCCUUUUCCUGCAGCUGUGCUGCUUCCACAGGGUUGGAGGAAGGGGUAGUGUUUCUUUAAUCUAACCUAAGAGACGUUUGAAAGGGCAGAUUGCUCCAAACUGCAUCUAAUGUAUUACUAGGUACAUUAGUUUGCUUGUCUGUGAAUAGAUCUGUUCUCCAAGCACUGCACUUGAGGUGUCUAGCAGGCAGCAGAGGUAUAAUGAAUCAGUAAUAAUUUGCCAUGACAAGUUGCAUAUGUGGUGCCCAAGUAUGAGGACAUUGAUCUCCCCUUUCUUUCCAAGGUUGUCCAAGCAGCUGCCUAGUAUUGGACUUCCAGUGUGUUCAGAAUUUACUUUCCUGUGUCCAUAGGCAAUUGCUUUCCAGUCCUGGUCUGGUGGCAGGUUGUUGCCUGGCAUAGUGCUCUCUCUGCAUCACUCACUCCUCCCUACCUUUUCCUUAUUGCUUUUUAAUGGAAGGCCUCCUAUAAUUGUUGACUAUCUGAGGAUAUCGGUCUUUGGACCCUUUUGUAUUUUGUUUGCUGGAGAAGAAAAUCCCUCUCUGGAUUACACAGUCAUGGUAUAUGAUUACCAAGUCUGCACUUGAGAUUCUCUUAAUUUUGCCUGUUUUUUCUACUGUCCCAGUUGUAGCAGCUGUCUUGCUUUCAUUGUUCCACUAUAGAAGUGCUGCUGCCAUAAGCAUACUGGGUAAUACCCUUUAGUAGCUCUCAUCUCCCCUCACAAAAUAACCAGCGUCUUACUGCCACAGUCAGCCAUCUGCCCUGGCUGCCCUGGCUGAUGAGCCCAAUAAGAAGUAGCAAGGUUUCUUUGGUGAUAUUAGACCAGCUAUAUAGUUGGGAGUUGUUAGACAAGCUUUUGGGAGUUAAACACAAACCAUUCUAUUAUCUGAUAUUUAGUAUAAGCUAUCCUGCUUCUUUCCCAGACUUGAAGAAGGGCAGUUUAUGCCCAGAUACUUGUCUAACAUUUCUCUCAAUUAUAUAGUUUGUCCAGUAAAAUAUAGUAUCAACAGAACCUUGUUUCUUAUAUUCCUUGGAUCAUCACGGCCAAAACACCCUACCCCGCUGUAUUAAGUAGAAAAUCUGCAGCUGUUGGAGUUGAACAGCUCCUGCAGCUUGGAGAGGUGAGGGGUGCAUGCUUGGGAUUUCUAUCCACUUGGUGGCAUAUCCAACUGUCCCAGGACUCCUCUAGAACAGAUAGUCGUUUCCAGCUGCAAAUAACUCCACUGAAGCCUUAGAAUCCUGUUUUAGAGAGUCAAACAGUAGUCCCUUACAGAGUGAGAAUUUGAAACCCUGUAGGAGCAGGUGGUGUCAGGAAGGUUUCCUUUUCUAGUUCAUCUGCCAGCUGUGAGCAGUUAGUCCUGGAGAGAGUAAGAGAGAUCAGAAUCCCAUAGGGCCAAUAGGCCUCCAGUUCGCAUGCGCCGGUUCUUUGACCUUUCCGCUUUUUGCAUGGAAGCUACUUUAAAAAAACAAAAUCAAAACAAACAAAAAAAUACACUUGGUGGCCCUGCGUGUGCAUUAGCCUAGACUUCAUGGCCUUUGUGUAGCUAGAGUUCUCUGUACUACCUGAUGCUGUGCUGUCCCUUCAGCUGUUAAUCUCUUGCCAUAAAUUAGACUAUGUUUGGAAAAAAUAUUUAGAGAGAAUUUACCAUAACAAACUUUGAUUCAUAUAUAAAAGAUUAUUUUUAUACUUUUUACAGUAAAAGAUUACCUGUAAUAUUUGUACAGUGUUGUCUGAGUGAAUAAACUAAACUUUUCCAGAGCCUCA
Molecule: messenger RNA, 3662 nt
Organism: Alligator mississippiensis (American alligator)
Lineage: Eukaryota; Metazoa; Chordata; Crocodylia; Alligatoridae
Gene: E2F4
Product: E2F transcription factor 4
Exons: 10
Coding region: 1-1194 (397 amino acids)
Biological process (GO): regulation of transcription by RNA polymerase II
Cellular component (GO): RNA polymerase II transcription regulator complex
Molecular function (GO): RNA polymerase II cis-regulatory region sequence-specific DNA binding; protein dimerization activity; DNA-binding transcription factor activity, RNA polymerase II-specific
Source: RefSeq, a predicted model, not a curated record